AAUCCUCUCACCCACGUUGAGUGAAAACCAGACCUUUCCGCAACAUGAAAACCACGUUCAUUUCUUCCAAAGAAAUCCAAAAAAUUUUCAGAUUCAAUUUUAAGCUCAAAUGGUGGCAACGGCAAUCUCUUCCGCGGCAACCGCCGCAACCGCCGCAUUCUCUUCCCCUUCUUCAUAUCGCUUAUCCCCAUCUCAAACAAAAUCUCUAGAGUUCCUCGCCAUGGCGACGAAAAAGAAGGUCAACAGAUACGACAAGAACUGGAAGAAGCAGUGGUAUGGAGCGGGAAUCUUCUCCGAGGGAACCGAGGAGGUCAGCGUUGACGUGGUGAAGAAACUGGAGGAGAGGAAAGUGUUGAGCGGAGUGGAGAAAGCUGGCCUCCUCUCCAAGGCGGAACAGUUAGGUUUUACACUUUCAUCCAUUGAGAAGCUUGGUUUUUUCUCCAAAGCAGAGAAGCUAGGCCUUCUCAGCUUUUUUGAGAAGGCAGCGGGGUCGUCACCAUCGACACUUGCGUCUUUCUCCUUGCCUCUCAUUAUCGCUGCCGUAGCGGCGAUCGUGCUCAUCCCGGAUGAUUCGGCUUUACUCGUUGCGGCACAGGCGUUUGUUGCCGCCUUGCUUGGGGUUGGAGCUGCUGGUCUGUUUGUUGGAUCCGUGGUGCUAGGAGGCUUGCAAGAGUCGGAGUAAAGAAUGUAUUAGUUGCAUCUUUUAUCAAGGUUCGUAUUCUCUGUAUCUUCUUAAUGUAAUAAGAAUUUAUUGAAUUUUCUGGCAUAUGGAAUGAUCUUAAUAGGAAAAUGGAUUAAGCUAAAAAAUGAAAGGAAGUUAGAUACAAGAUUGGUCAAAGAUGAAUGUUUUGAAGAA
This is a messenger RNA of Phalaenopsis equestris, 856 nucleotides long. RefSeq lists its product as uncharacterized. The transcript has 2 exons. Bases 110 to 682 code for a protein of 190 amino acids. The record is from RefSeq and is a predicted model, not a curated record. Lineage: Eukaryota; Viridiplantae; Streptophyta; Magnoliopsida; Asparagales; Orchidaceae.